CACCGCUAUCAACUCAACUCACUCUAAAGUCCAAACAGAGCGAGACUCGGACGAUGGCUCUUCUUCCAGCCUUCCGCUCUCUCCUCCUUAACCAUAUCUGCAGAGCUGCUUCUUCGUCUUCUUCUAGGUCAACAACAGCCAUGAUAUCCUCAUUGUUCCCCUUCUACAUCUCCAUCCCCAACUCAAACAAACUCUCUCUCCUCUUCUCUUCCACCCCCACCCCUAAAACCCUAACAAAACCCCACGUCACUCCUCAAGAAAAUGCGCUACUACUUACUACCAGAGAUGAGCGCUUGGGACCCAGUGCUGUGAACCCGGACCAGGUGGUUGCAGCGUCUUCGAGCACGAUUGCGGCUAUCGUCACUUCCUUGGGAGGUCCGCCGGGUGCGGUGGGGAUCGUGAGGCUUUCGGGCCCGUCCGCGGUGUCUAUCGUUGCCCGACUCUAUCGUCCCACAACUAAGAAGAAAAGAAACAUGGGGAAGGCCCCCGAUUGGCGGCCGAAGAGCCACGUCGUGGAGUACGGCGUGCUUUUGGACCGCCACGAGAAUGUCAUUGAUGAGGUACUUGUGGUUCCCAUGUUAGCUCCGAGAUCUUACACACGGGAAGAUGUGGUUGAGCUACAGUGUCAUGGAAGUGAAGUGUGUUUACGUCGUGUAUUGAGAGCUUGUUUGGAAGGUGGGGCAAGGCUUGCUGAACCAGGAGAGUUCACCCUUCGUGCAUUUCUAAAUGGCCGCUUAGACCUUUCUCAAGCUGAAAAUGUGGGAAAACUUAUUUCAGCCAAGUCCAUAGUUGCUGCAGAAGCUGCCUUAGCAGGGAUUCAGGGCGGUUUCUCUUGUUUAGUGAAAUCUCUUAGAAUACAGUGCAUUGAGUUGCUUACUGAGAUUGAAGCUCGUCUAGAUUUUGAUGAUGAGAUGCCACCGCUAGACUUGAACCUUAUGAUGCAGAAAAUACAUUCCAUGGCGGGAGAGGUAGAGAAUGCGUUGGAAACUGCAAAUUACGACAAACUCUUGGAAUCUGGGCUGCAGGUAGCAAUUGUUGGUCGGCCAAAUGUUGGCAAGUCAAGCCUCCUCAAUGCAUGGAGCAAAAGUGAGAGAGCAAUAGUUACAGAAAUUGCUGGAACCACGAGGGAUGUCAUAGAAGCAGGUAUUUCAGUACAUGGAAUCCCAGUCACACUCCUUGAUACAGCAGGUAUCAGGGAAACUAAUGACGUUGUGGAGAAGAUUGGUGUGAAGAGAUCUGAAGCCGUCGCUUUGGGUGCUGAUGUCGUAGUUUUUACAGUUAGUGCUCCUGAUGGGUGGACCAUGGAAGAUGCCAGACUUCUGGAUAGGAUUCAGUACAACAAGAGUGCAAUCGGAUCUUCUUCUCCGCUGAUCCUUGUAAUCAACAAAAUAGACUGUGCUCCAUCUGCAAGCUCUGAAUGGGCUGAUACCCAUGGAAGUUCUUUCAAUAAGGUCAUUUUUACAUGUGCUGUUUCUGGACACGGAAUAUCAGAUUUGGAGGCAGCAAUCUUAGAGAUUGUGGGUCUUAACAAGAUCCCUUCCGGGGGAAGCAAAUGGACUGUGAACCAGAGACAAUGCGCGCAACUUGUUCGGACCAAGGAAGCUCUUGUGAGGUUGAAGUCGUCAAUAGAGGAGGAAACGCCUCUUGACUUUUGGACAAUUGAUCUUAGGGAAGCUGCACUUGCCCUUGGCCAGAUAAGUGGAGAAGAUAUCUCUGAGGAAGUUUUGUCAAACAUAUUUGGCAAAUUCUGUAUUGGUAAAUAAGUUUCAUGAGUAAGCUUUGCCAAUGUUCGAAAAGUCACUAGUCGGGUGGUCGGCCACUUUCGAGCUUCGAGGCCCAGUAAUCGGCGAUUGAUUGGCUCAUAGCAAUUAGUAAUCAGCAAUUAAUUGGAGCAUAUCAAUUAGCCGGAUCUAGAUAGAUAGGUUCCGCCAGCGAUUAAUUUUGAUUUUUAGAACAUUGAGCUUAGCAUAGCUCGUCCGUUACAAAUUUUGUCUCCUUUCUUGUUGUGAAUAGCCCAUUUAGCAAUUGGGUUUGGAGUAUCCUUUUCGCUUUCAGGGAUCCAGACGGUUGGUUUCGGUGCCCAUUCAGUUAAUGCUCAUUUUGCC
Rhododendron vialii is the source of this 2105-nucleotide messenger RNA. RefSeq lists its product as uncharacterized. The transcript is spliced from 10 exons. Gene Ontology annotation, biological process: tRNA methylation; tRNA wobble uridine modification. Bases 54 to 1763 code for a protein of 569 amino acids. Gene Ontology annotation, molecular function: GTP binding; GTPase activity; protein binding. Gene Ontology annotation, cellular component: cytoplasm; cytosol. NCBI's taxonomy places the organism in Eukaryota, Viridiplantae, Streptophyta, Magnoliopsida, Ericales, Ericaceae. The record is from RefSeq and is a predicted model, not a curated record.